Molecule: messenger RNA, 615 nt
Organism: Onychostoma macrolepis
Lineage: Eukaryota; Metazoa; Chordata; Actinopteri; Cypriniformes; Cyprinidae
Gene: crygn1
Product: crystallin, gamma N1
Exons: 4
Coding region: 1-552 (183 amino acids)
Biological process (GO): visual perception; lens development in camera-type eye
Molecular function (GO): structural constituent of eye lens
Source: RefSeq, a predicted model, not a curated record
AUGUCACAGUAUUCAGGGAAGAUAUUGUUCUACGAGGGGAAAUGCUUCACAGGCCAGAGGCUGGAGGUGUUUGGAGACUGUGAAAACUUCCAGGACCGUGGUUUCAUGAACAGGGUGAACUCCAUCCGCGUGGAGAGCGGGGCCUGGGUGUGUUUCGACCAUCCCGAUUUCAAGGGACAGCAGUACAUCCUGGAAAAAGGAGAGUAUCCCGAUUUCCAACGCUGGAAUGGCCACAAUGAUCACAUGGGCUCCUGCAAGCCAAUCAAAAUGCACGGGGAGCACUACAGGAUGGAGCUUUAUGAGGGUCAAAACUUCACCGGUCAGUGUGUUGAACUGUGUGACGACUGUCCCUUCCUCCAGAGCAGCGGAUUCAGCAAGAACUGCCUCAACUCCAUUAAAGUCUAUGGAGACGGAGCUUGGGUCAUGUACGAGGAGCCGAACUAUCGUGGCUGCAUGUACAUUGUGGAAAGAGGAAACUACUGCUCAUUUAUGGAUUGGCAAGCUGAGAAUCCCAACGUCCAGUCCAUCCGCAGGGUAGUUAACUAUUUCUAAACUCUUACAUCCCAAAACAGCCUCGCUCUCAAAGGAAAAUCAAUGUUUCAAAGCAUACUUACC